AUGAGAGCAGUCCUCCCAGGCAGACCGAGGUCUGGGCUCCAAGCUCUUGCGACGGGCUUCUGGGACACGAGACACUUCAAUGUCUACAUAACCGGCAGCGCAUUUACUAUCCUCACCGAUUCGGAUACCGUUCUCCAGACCAUCUACGACGACGACCCGAGUCAUUUGCAAGCCGUAGCCUUUGAUGAAUCUUCGGGCAAGAUUGCCACCUGUACCAAAUCUGUCGUAAGAGUCUACAGGCCGUUUGGACAGCCAGAAGAUGCUCUUAAGUGGGGCCUUCAAUCAUCAUUUCCAAUUCCCGAUCCUCAAAAUGCCGCUGACGGCGUCUCCUUAAGCUGGGGUGGUACUGAAGAGCUCCUCGUUGGCCAUUGCGCCCUCUACUUGUACUCGACCAUUGCCGAGCCUGCGCAGUUAUGGAACAAGCCUGUCCCGAACCCCCUGAAGGUCGCAGAGCUCUCGUACGACUCGGCAUACAUAGCUUCUGUUGGACUUCAAGAUUGUCUAGUCAAGGUCUGGCGCCGAUUGACUUAUGGAGCCGACGAUGUGCGCUUUGACCUGGCCUACUUGCGCCACCCGGACGUUAUCACCAGUCUUCGAUGGCGGAAGCCUUUCCAUGCCGAGCAAACGGUCGAAAACGCUCUUUAUACUAUUUGCGCCGAUAACGUGGUACGCGUUUGGAUAGGCGCAGAUACGCAUGCCUCUGGGCACAUGAAUCUUUGGGGGGCCAUCGAUUUGACCUCUGAACUCCGAGAACAUAGCCUUAAAUCUCCCCUUACCAGAGUACCCCUGGCUUCAUUCAUCAUCGACGGGAGAGAGGUUUCAGCUGCCGCCGAGCUCACUGUUCAGCGUCGUCCAGCUCAGGAAGGGAAAUGCGACACUGCUCUCGAGAACUUGAUAGCCCUUGCAAACAAGAGCCCCGAACUUUGUGUUGCUUCCGAUGGCGCAGGAAACAUGACUAUAUAUGCUUUCGAAGACGUUGGUUCGAGAACUAACAAACCAAAGACCGCUGUCAAAGUCGCAAGCUUCGAGUCGCAUCUACUCGACAUCCGGGCUGGUCUACAUGUUCAAGUACAGAGCUAUUGCGAUCGACAGACCGGGCGGCUACAUAUACUGGCCCAUGACUUUGAUGGCCAGAUUCAUGUCUACGAAGCGAACCUGGUGGAGUUCCUCGAUACCAUCAACGAGCAAAAUCGUCUCACUCGGCGCUGUAUCUGGUCCGGUCAUUCGGCGCCCAUCAAAAAGAUGGUUCGAAACUUCAGUGGUCGAGCUGUUGUGUCUAGAACGGAAGAGGGCGAAUGCGUUGUCUGGACCCACUCAGAGAAGAACAACCUCUCGCGGCAGAGCGUCAUUCCGGGGAGCGCUCAUAUUCAUCGCAUUUGCGUCUUACGCAAGGGUCGUUUUGUUGUGUUUUUGCAGCAUGACACCAUCUCUCUAUGGGAUUGCCGGCCACAAAGGGCAAUUUUAUUGGAGCGACAGCCGUAUGAGAUUUCAGGGAAGCCACUUUGUCUCCUAAUUCUACCACGGCAAAGGGUUGAGAAUUAUGCCGUUGCACAGAUUGCCACGAUUACCUCGGAGCAAGAAGGACUUGUCUGGGAGGUCAACCUGCCUCGGUACUCCCAUCAGCGUACUAAGGCACACACCAAUGGCCAGGAUGAGACGUCGAUACGAGAAUUUUGCAGGUUCAAACUGAAGGAUGCCGAAGGAAUCGCUUACAUGCUCCCUGUUGAUCCUGCAGGAUCCGCGCCGGUAACAUCAAGCUUCCUGGAUGUUUUUGCCAGGGAUAUCGCCAUAUCCUAUACCCAUACCGGCCGAGUAGAUUUCUGGACAGCUAGGGUGGACAAAACGGGAAAACACGUUGGGUGGCUCUCCACGUCUUCAGCAGAGACCGGUCUUUCAGAGCCGGCUCUCGUCAGUGGAAGCACUCUCAAGAAGGCUGCGCUCGUUGAUUCGGGGAGGUCGCAGCUAUUCAUAUGGGACAUCGGCGGCGCUCGUCUUGAGUUCACACAGGACUAUGGUACGCACAACACCAUCCAGGAUCUUGACUGGACCUCAACGCCAGACUCGCAAUCGAUACUUGCAGUAGGUUUCCAGUCCAAGGUGGUCCUGCUUUGCCAGAUGCGUUUUGACUACCUGAACAAGGGGCCUGCUUGGGCUGCAGUCCGGGAGAUCAGCAUUCGUGAGUUCACGCCUCAUCCAAUAGGCGACUCUACAUGGCUAGGUGACGGGCACCUCGUCAUUGGCUCUGGCAAUCAGAUGUUUGUUCACGGGAGAGACUAUGACUUAUCCAGUUCUCUGGUCAGCAGCCUACAACUUCCACACAAGAAGCACGGCGUCUGGGAUCUUUUUGAGGCCGUUCAAAGGUUUAAUGGCCCGCUGCCGGUUUUCCAUCCUCAAUUUCUGAGUCAAUGUAUCCUUGCCGGCAAAAGCACGGUAGUGCGGAACGUGCUCAUGUCUCUGCAUCAAACACUCAAAUUCCUCAUUGCCGGUGAGACAGUUGAUGACUACUUGGGGUUGGAUCCGGCAGUCUUUUACACGGACAAGGUAUCAAAGGCGUCAGAAGCCCAUUUGGGGUCUCACUUCAGCCUUCAAACAUCCAAAGAUGAGGCAGACGAAACGUUUGGCGAGGAGACUGCAUAUGCCAUCAACGAGCGACUGACCAAGGUCGGCCUUCGACAGCUCUCGGGACACGAGCAAAUACAAUUAGCGGAUAUUGUGGAAUGCGUUGGCCUGGUAGAAAAACAACGCAGAUCACUCGACGAGAACGGAGCUCGUUUCAUGUUGUUUUUCCGUCAGCAUGGCCUUCGCAAGGGCCGGACAAGCGAGAUUCAGAUGUCGUGGCGAGAGAUUAACUGGGCUUACCACUCAACCAGCCAAGACAUUCUCACUGACUUCGUCAUCAAACAAUGUCAUGGUACCGUGCGCUGGGAGGAUGCGCGAGAGAGCGGCAUGUUCAUGUGGCUUAGUGACCUCAACGCUUUGCGCACGCAAUUCGAGAACGUGGCUCGCAACGAAUAUACCAAGAGCGACAUGAAGAACCCAGUGGAUUGUAGCAUCUACUAUCUAGCCCUGAAGAAAAAGACAGUUCUUCAGGGGCUCUGGCGCAUAGCUCACUGGAACAGAGAGCAAGGGGCAACGCAGAAGUUGCUGGCUAACAAUUUUGAAGAGCCCAAGUGGCGGACGACAGCUUUGAAGAACGCUUACGCCCUACUCAGCAAGCGACGGUUCGAAUAUGCGGCAGCAUUCUUCCUGCUUGCCGAUCAUUUGCAGGACGCUGUAAACGUCUGUUUGAACCAGCUCAAGGACCUCCAGCUUGCUGUGGCAAUUGCUCGCGUGUAUGAAGGUGACCAAGGUCCGGUAUUGAGAAAGCUCUUGGAAGAAGAAGUGCUUGCUGUGGCAGCCAAGGAGGGUAAUCGCUGGCUCGCGUCGUGGGUCUUCUGGAUGUUGAACCGCAAGGAUAUGGCGGUCAGGGCUCUCAUUUCCCCCGUCUAUACCCUGGUGGAAACGCCUUAUGCUCCUGAUAUGAGAUCGAAACUCUUCUUGACAGAUGAUCCAGCGUUGGUGGUGCUGUACUCGCAAUUACGACAGAAGACACUCCAAACACUGCGCGGCGCGUCAAAGGUUACCCCACGCGUCGAGUGGGAAUUCGUUCUUCACAGCGCCAAGCUCUACGACCGUAUGGGUUGCGAUCUUCUCGGUCUGGACCUGGAGUUUAAGGUUGACAAGCUUUUAGUUCGAAACUGGGAGUUCCUAAAACCAGCGUCGAGCAUGACCAACGGAUUAGGCGGCGAGGUGAAUCCGCUAAAGAUGCUACGCCGACGUAGUUCGCUGGUGGUGGCAGACUUGCCCAUGUCGAGCCUCCACGUCGCAAUGAGAUCCGGCGGAUCGGGAAAGCAGUCGACUACCACAGUCUUCCAAGAGCCAGACUCAAGCUCGCUGCUCGACAGCUUCGGGUUUUGA
This is a messenger RNA of Colletotrichum higginsianum IMI 349063, 3957 nucleotides long. Its product is annotated as WD repeat domain-containing protein. Gene Ontology annotation, cellular component: RAVE complex. Gene Ontology annotation, molecular function: protein binding. The transcript has 8 exons. Bases 1 to 3957 code for a protein of 1318 amino acids. Gene Ontology annotation, biological process: vacuolar acidification. The record is from RefSeq and is a predicted model, not a curated record. NCBI's taxonomy places the organism in Eukaryota, Fungi, Ascomycota, Sordariomycetes, Glomerellales, Glomerellaceae.